GCUGCCACAGAGGCAGCUUAGCUGCAGAGCCAGAAGCAAGAGAGAGGUGCAGUCAUAAUAGGAGCAGGACACAGAGAGAGAGAGAGAAAGAGGCCAGUGGCAUGCAACACUGUAAUCAGAACCAUUAGUUUUAUCCAUGUACAGAAGAUUCUGCAGCUCAAUGGUCCCUGAAAUAAAUAUACCUACUCUACUUCGAGGGCUACUCCUCUUGUAAUAAGUGAUAACCCACGCAUACACACACCUCUGAUGCUUCUCAUAUUUCUCUCUCUGAACCUGUCCUUCUUUCACUGAACCUGUGAAGUCUGAAGAGGUUCUUUGUUUCAUCUUUCUUUCUUUCUUUCUUUCCUUCGUUCUUCAAUGAUGAGUGGAAGAACCAGGUUUCCCUUCACUGCUUCUCAGUGGCAAGAGCUUGAACACCAAGCUCUAAUCUUCAAGUACAUGGCAUCAGGCAUCCCUAUCCCACCUGAUCUCCUCUUCACUAUCAAAAGAAGUUGCCUGGACUCUCCUCUCUCUUCGAAGUUCUUACCUCACCAACCUCAACAUAUUGGCUGGAACUACUUGCAGAUGGGUUUGGGGAGGAAAAUAGACCCAGAGCCAGGCAGGUGUAGAAGAACAGAUGGGAAAAAAUGGAGGUGCUCAAAAGAGGCAUUCCCAGAUUCGAAGUACUGCGAGAGACACAUGCACAGAGGGAAAAACCGUUCAAGAAAGCCUGUGGAAGUUCUGAAAACAACAUCAACAAACACUAAUCCGACAACUCCAACAAUCUCAUCAUCAAUCACCAAGAACCACUCUGUACUAACCCCGACCUCUCAUUCUCUUUCUUCACUUUCUUCUAUGUCCUCAGAGCCCCACCACCACCUUCACCAUUCAUACUACAGUACCCACUUUCACCACCCCUUCAUUUAUCAUCCCACUUCUUCUUCAAGGCCUUCUGGGAUUGGUUUGCCACCUCAAGACAACAACAGCCCCUACCUGUUGGAGUCUGCUUCUUACAGCUCCCAGACCAACACAGAUUACAGAAGAAACAGGUAUAUUAAUGGGCUGAAAGAGGAGGUGGAUGAGCAUGCUUUCUUCUCAGAGCCUUCUGGGUCUAUGAGAAGCUUAUCUGGCCCAUCUAUGGAUGAUUCUUGGCAACUCACACCAUUGACAAUGAGCACAUCCUGUUCAAAACAAAGGAGUUGCUCUGGUUUACAGAGCGAGUACUCUUACCUGCAGCUUCAGAGCCUUAGUGAUUCCACAAAACAACCGGAGCAAGACCACCAGCAUUGCUUUGUUCUGGGUAGUGAUAUAAAGAAAGAACAAUCCCAGAAGACCGUUCAUCGAUUCUUCGAUGAGUGGCCGCCUAAAGAGAGAGAUUCAUGGCUUGACUUGGAUGAUAAAUCAUCAAACAGCUCAUCAGUAUCAACAACCCGGCUAUCAAUUUCCGCUCCCACUUCCUUUCAUGACUUUCCCAUCUUCAAUUCCAGAUCCCAUAAUGAUGGUUGAGUUUUCAGUACUGGGUUUUCUAAAUCAAAGGCCAAAAAUGUACUUACUUGGUGGUGGGGGGGUCAUAUUUUUGUGUGAGGUCCAAGAACUGCCGGUCUUUUUGCAAUUUUUUUCUGAACGUUUUUGGUUUGGCUAUGUGUGUUUUGAUUGAAGCUAGGGGUCCUAUGUCUUUUGCUUUCUUAGUUAUGUUCCUUUCCCACUUUGCUUACCAAACAGUUUGAAUGAGUAGGUCAAAUCUGUGUUAUUGCUACGCUUACAUCUUGAUU
Messenger RNA from Alnus glutinosa, 1751 nucleotides. Its product is annotated as growth-regulating factor 1. The record is from RefSeq and is a predicted model, not a curated record. Gene Ontology annotation, biological process: regulation of DNA-templated transcription; DNA-templated transcription; developmental process. Gene Ontology annotation, cellular component: nucleus. The transcript has 4 exons. Lineage: Eukaryota; Viridiplantae; Streptophyta; Magnoliopsida; Fagales; Betulaceae. Gene Ontology annotation, molecular function: ATP binding. The coding region runs from base 358 to 1485 and encodes 375 amino acids.